AAAGAAAAACUGGGACGGAAGUGGAAACUACCGCAUUUUGGGAAUAAACGCCCAAGUCUUUCUUCUCCCACUCUCCGUCCCGACAUUUCCAGUUCUGAUCUUCGUGCUUCGACAAUGGCGGACUCGAUCUCUGCUCCAUCACCCUAACCAAUGACCACGACGAUCAGGGAGGCAAAGAUAUGGAGGCUCAGUACACGAAUAAGCCUCGUUCUUACGGACCGCCGAUGAAGAUGACGAUUCCGCCAUCUCAGCACUCCGACAACGACCGGAGCAGCUCCGAGUUGCGCGCGCUGGAUUGCAAUCUCAACUCUCUCUGCGAACACAUUCAGAUGGAGGGCUUCAAUUCGGGCUCUUUCUCUGACAUCGUAGUCCACGCCAUGGGCUCCACUUACCACCUCCACCGCUUAAUUCUUUCGCGUAGUUCCUAUUUCAGGAACAUGCUUCACGGUCCAUGGAAAGAAGCCAAUGCCCCAAUUGUGACUUUGCACGUGGAUGAUAAAAAUGUUAAUGGGGAGUCAAUUGCAAUGGCUUUUGCAUAUCUUUAUGGGCAUCACCCUAAGCUUAAUGAUAGUAAUGCAUUUCGUGUUCUUGCUGCUGCUUCUUUUCUUGACCUUCAGGAUCUAUGUGCCAUUUGCACAGACUUCAUUAUAUCUGAAUUGUGGACUUCAAACUUCUUAGCUUACCAGGUAUUUGCAGAGAGCCAAGACUAUGGUAUUCACGGAGAACGUGUCAGAAAUGCUUGUUGGGGCUAUCUUUGUCAAAGUGGAGCUAUGGAGUUGAAAGAGGUGCUCCCAAGGCUUUCCUCGCAAACUUUCCAUGCUCUGCUGACUUCAGAUGAAUUGUGGGUACCUAGUGAAGAAAAGCGGUUUGAACUGGCAUUACACACACUCCUUGCAAAAAGUGCUCUAUGCAAGGCAGAACAUCGUGAGCAAGGAAGCUGUAGUUCAGAGAUGGGAACAGGAACUCAUUCAGAUUCUUCUAAAGUUAAGGGAAAGAACUUGAUUGACAGCAGCCCAAAUAAACAAUUGGAAUCUGAACUUGGAAGCCUAAGUUUAAAGGAUGACAAAAUGGGCCAUAAUACAGCUCAUAGUAGUCUAACUGAGCUUGCAGACCAUGCGGGUGACUUCCACACGGGUGUUUCGGAUUCCAAACAGAAGGGGCAGGAAGCUUCAUGUGCUCAGUCAAAUUUGGAGCCAAGGUGCUCCUGCAACAAAGAACGACCUUUGUCUUUGAGUAACUCAUUUUUAGAUACAGAUGGAAUAAGUACCUCAUGUUCUUAUGUUGAAAUGUCAAUUGGUGUUGGAUCCAGUGGACUAAGGAGCAAUGAAGUGGCUAUGGAAGGGCCAUCUGAAGAGGGUUCAUACUACCAAUUGAAUAACAAUUGCUGGCUUGACAGAGACCAACCACGGCACUGCUCUCCAAUGAACUCUUCCUGUUUUGGACUCAUGUCCAAUGAUUGGGGAAGAUUUGGUUUGCCUCAUCUUUCAUGGGGUGGCAGGAUUGUGGGCAGAAGACAAGUAAAAGGUUAUGCUAGAGGGAAUUGUGGGGUGCGUGGGGAAGAAUAUGAUGCAUUUUUAAAUAUUUUUGAAGGAGGUUCACUUUUAUACUGUAACAUGUCUUUUGAGGCACUUAUAAAUGUGAGAAGGCAGCUUGAAGAAUUGGGGUUCCCUUGCACAGCUGUGAAUGAUGGUCUUUGGCUACAGAACCUUCUCAGCUACAGGGUGCAAGAAAUUGGUGCAGAAACAUGCAAAAAUUGCUGCUUUACAAGUAUGUCAUGCACUUGCAGACAGCCAUUUGGAUUUUCACGUGGAGGUACCUCCAUCGGGUAUUAUGUGCAAGAACAUGAUCAGAACAAUUCACGUGGAAACGUGGGAAGUGUCUAUGUCACUGAUUCCACUCAGGGCGAAGGAAAUGGUAUCUUUAGGCCUGUAAGAGUGCAUGUGAGGGGACCUAUGGAUGGGCUUGCUGGUAUUGGACGUGGAACUACAUUUGUGCCCGCAGCUGCAUGGCCUCCAACACGUUUUGUCUUUUCCCGUGUACCCUUUGGUAUGGGCAACAGAAAUUGCCAUCAAUCUCUUGCUAAUGAUGAUUCAGAGGCUAGAGCUGACCACAAUGGAGACCUUUCUGGGGAUGGGUUGACGGCCUUGGUUGGGCUUAGCCAGGGAGGGAACAACAUCCCUGCUGUUCAUGAAGAGCAAACAGAGAGAGAGUAUGAAACAGAUUUACAAAGUAGAUUGGCUGGAGCUUCGGUUGCUGGGCCAAGUACUAGUGGUGUCCCCAUGCAGAUGCUAGAGUCACCAGAGCAUGCCAUUGGGAUUGAGUGGGAUAAUGCAGACAGUUCUUCUAUAUCACUGGACAUGAAAACACCUUUAAUUCAUUUUCCUCCAUUUCGGUUUGGGGUGGAAUUUGAAGAUGUGCACAGGCUUAGCGAUGGCCAAGUUAAGCACUCUCCGGAAGUAUAUUAUGCUGGUUCUUUGUGGAAGGUCAGCGUGCAGGCUUUUAGUGAUCAAGAUCCUCAAGGAUUGCGGACUCUUGGGUUGUUUCUUCACCGAAGGAAAGCUGAGAUUACCGAUUCCUUUAGAAAGGUUCAUAUGUUUAUUGAUUCUCGCGAGAAGGUUACUGCCCGUUAUCAGUUGAUCUGUCCGGCAAAGAGGGAAGUCAUGGUGUUUGGAAGCUUCAAACAAAGGGGAACACUUUUGCCAAAAGCUCCAAAGGGAUGGGGCUGGCGUACAGCUUUAUUAUUUGACGAGCUUGCCGAUCUUCUCCAAAACGGGGCAUUGCGAGUGGUCGCUGUUGUGCAGCUUGUUUGAGAUCUAAUGGGGCAGCUUAACAGUGUUAUGAGCUGAUUCCUGGUAAAUAUAAUUCCAGAUAGUAAAUGCCGGUGCCUUCUUUGCUUCAGAUGAGAACACAGCCAAACCAUCUGUAUCUCCUCCUAUUUCCAGAUGAGCUAUUUGCUUCAAUUGGAGAAAAAAACUUCUUCGGAGACUCAAACUCUGGGAAUAAUUCAUUAAUCAUUAUUCAAUGCAGAGCUGCUAGGUCAUCAGAUCUUGCACUCCCAAUUUAAUAAUUUAUUUUUCUAUUUUACCUAUUUAAAUUCUCAUAAUUUGUUACAUAAAUUAAUAUGUAAAAAGCACGUGUGUAACUAUUUUUUUUUCUCUUCUUUAUCAUAUUUGUUUAGAAUUUGAUGGUGGGCAUAUGAAUUUGAGCUCUUAGUUUCUAUUUGUGUGAAAACCAAAAUUUGGCAUUAUUAUAUUUCAUAUUUUAUUUGAAUUCACAGAGUUGGAUUUUGCAAA
Molecule: messenger RNA, 3293 nt
Organism: Malania oleifera
Lineage: Eukaryota; Viridiplantae; Streptophyta; Magnoliopsida; Santalales; Ximeniaceae
Exons: 12
Coding region: 180-2810 (876 amino acids)
Molecular function (GO): protein binding
Source: RefSeq, a predicted model, not a curated record